This is a messenger RNA of Mercenaria mercenaria, 3609 nucleotides long. RefSeq names its product 14-3-3-like protein. NCBI's taxonomy places the organism in Eukaryota, Metazoa, Mollusca, Bivalvia, Venerida, Veneridae. Gene Ontology annotation, cellular component: cytoplasm. Gene Ontology annotation, biological process: signal transduction. The transcript has 2 exons. Bases 361 to 1101 code for a protein of 246 amino acids. The record is from RefSeq and is a predicted model, not a curated record.
AGCGUGGAACACAUAUUUUGAAUAAUGAAUGAAAUUACUACGCUUCAUAAACUAGUAGCGUGAAUGUAAAAAAAAAAUUGGACAAGAUUUUUACCUAUACAGGCGACCUUUUUACCAUGACCUGAAAUUUGUUUUGCACAAGUUUGUAAAUACAUAAACAUCAUAGCUGGUGUAAAACACGAAAUAAUUCAUCGUUUAACAAGGAUCAUACGUCAAAGUUUUUGAAAAUUUGUUGUGAAAAAGGGUGAAAGAAAUCUGAAACGAUUCAUAAACAGUGGAAAGCUGACAGAGCUUUUUAAAAGAAGUUUUAGUGAAGAAUAUAUUCAAAAUCAAGGGACGUGUUAAAGAAAGUAUAAAAUUAUGUCGAAUUCACGGGCGGCUAAUAAAAUGAAAGCAAAAAUAUGUGAGCAGGCGGAGCGGUACGAUGACAUGGUCAAAGAGAUGAAGGACCUCAUUCAAGGUUCCGAUAAAACAGAUGACCCCUUGGACGAAGAGGAGCGCAACCUGUUGUCUGUUGCCUAUAAGAAUGUGGUUGGUCAACGACGUGCUGCUUGGAGGGUUCUCAGCGCAAAGCUUGAGUCGCCCGAUAUGAAUGAAAAGCAUCGAGAAUUAACGGAAGGUAUGAAAAAAAGUGUCGAGAAUGAGCUGAAUGGAUUAUGUAAAGAAGUUCUUAAACUUCUUAAUGAAAAUCUAAUACCAAACCCUGAAAAUGUACCAGCGAAAAUAUUCUAUCUGAAAAUGAAAGGUGAUUAUUACCGCUACAUGGUUGAAAUUUGCGGAGAGAGUCCGUCGCGCGAAGAUUCAGUGAAAAAAGCGGAAAGCGCCUAUGAUGAAGCGUUUAAGAUUGCCAAGGAAAAAUUGCCGCAAAGCAGUCCAAUAAGACUUGGACUGGCUCUCAAUUAUUCUGUGUUCUUUUAUGAAAUUAAGGACAGUCCUAAGGAAGCGUGUGAGCUAGCUAGGUCUGAGUUUGAUGAGGCCAUGAAUGUGAUAGAAGAUGCUAAAGAGGAAGUCUACAAGGAUAGCACACUCAUAAUGCAACUAUUAAGGGACAACCUUACUCUCUGGCAAUCGGAACGAGAAGCGGAUGAUCAGGACGACUGACCUUGACAUUUAGAUCAUGAAAUGAUAUUGACCUUAAUUAUCGAGUAAUGACAUUGACAUUCAAACUUUAUUAGAAAUAAGGCGGAUAAUGAUUAUCACGCGUAAUAAUUUUACAAUACAGACACCCCUUUGAAUCUUAACAUGUGACAAAAGUUCAAUAUCUGACCAACUGAAAGCGUGUCAAGUGGACUUUGUUUUGAAGAUACUUAUGUUAAUGUAAGGAAUAUUUAAGUUGUGCAUUGAGUGUAUUUUUUCCUUUGGUAUGAUUAGUUUUGUUUUUAGCUGAAAUGAUCUUUGUUCAGGGUGUCCUAUUAGUACAAGUGGAUAGUCCGACGUCCAUCGUCUAUUGUUCGAAGAAUUCCAUUCUAUACAGAAUUCUGGUUGCCAUGGCAACCAAAAUGAUAAACUAAUUUUCAAAUUACAAAACCGUAAGUCCCAACGCUUAGAUAUUUGUAUGUAGCAUUUGCUAGUAGUCUUGUGCCAAUCUGUUUUUUCAUAUCAUUCCCCUGGGAUCAAAACUGAGGUUCACUUAGUUUACGUAAUCUCUAUAUAAGCAAAAUUUCUAAUCUUCUUGUAUAAAACCUGAAAGCCUAAAGUUUAUAUUUUGGCUUGUAGCAUUGCGUGAUGGUCAUCUGCCAAGUUUGUACAAAUUAUGCCCCUGGAGUCAAAAUUGGUCCCGCCCCGGGUUUUAUAUAGUUUACAUAGACUUAUAUAAGAAAAACAUUUUUAAAAAUCUUCUUAUCUAAAAUUGCAAUGCCCGGAGCGUAUAGAUACUUCUUACGGGUAUUUAGUAUAUAGCAUUGAAAUAGAUCCUCUGCCAAGUUUACUCAAAUCAUUCUUCUGUGGUCAAAAUUGUCCCCGUCCAGGGGUUCAUUUAUUUUACUUAAAUUUAUAUAGAUAAAAAGGUAAAAAGCAGUUAACAUCUUCUUCUCUAAAACAUCUAGGCCUAAAUCUUUAACAUUGUGGAGUCGUCUUUUACCAGGUUUGCUCAAAUUAUUUCACUUUGGUCAAAAUUAGUCCCCCAUCCGUGGUGUUCGCUUGUUUUACAUGGACUUAUACAGAAAUAAAAAACACAUAAAAAUCUUCUUGUCUAGUAUCGUAAGUAUAGAUAAUUGGUACGUAGCAUUUAAUGGUCUUCUACCAAGUCUGUAUAAGUCAUGCCUGUGCUGUCAAAAUUGGCUCCGCUCUUGGGUUAAUUUGUAUCAUAUAGACUCCUGUAAGAGAAUCUUUAAAAACGUCUUAAAAACUUAAACCUAAAGCCCGGGGUCACUUGUUUAUAUAAGAAAAACUUUUAAAAAAUUUCUUGUCUGAAACCUCAAGCCUUCGAGCUAAGAUAUUUCGCUUGUAGCACUGUGUUGUGUAUCUCUGUGAAUUUUAUUCAAAUUAUGCCUCUGGGAAUAAAAUUGUCUCCGCCUAGGGGUCACUUGCUUUUCAUAGACUUCUUUAAUAAACAAGAUGCCCACGGGCAAGAUGUCGAGCCCGCCAGCUGUCAUAAGGACUAUGAGAUGCACACACCCUAAGUCCAAACAAAAAUCCUUACCAUUAGAUAUAGGUCAUAAUACAUCUCAAAAUUGGAUGUAACAUGUAUGUUGUACUACAGAAAAGUGGUCUUGAUUUUUCCCUACGACCAGCAAUAACAAAAUUACAAUAUAAGCUAUUAAUAGUAACAACAAAUGGAAGUAAUUCUAGGUUCUUGCGCAUUACACUCUGUCUCAUGAUGGUAAACAAUUGUGCCAAGUUACAUCAAAAUCCCUCUAUGCAUGAAAAAGAAAUGCUCCGGACAAAGUCAUUCUUGUACCUGACCUUUGACCUCUAAGUGUGACCUUGACCUUAGACUUAGGGACCUGGUUCUUGCGCAGACACUCCGUCUUAUAAUGGUGAACAUUCAUGCUAAGAUACAUCAAAAUCCCACCAUGCAUUAAGAAGAAAUGCUUCGGACAAACUUCAAUUUGACCUUCGACUGUGACCUUGACCUUUGAGAUAGGAACAUGGGGUUUGCGCAUGACACUCCUUCUCAUUGAGGUUAAAAUUCUUGCCAAAUAUGAACAAGAUUGGUCCAUGCAUUUUAAGUUAUGAUCCGGACAAAAUCGGAUGCAUGCACAUACACCGAACCGCCAAAAGUGGCGACUAAGUCGAGCUCACCGCAAGCGGGCUCGACAACAAUCUCGUCUGAAGCUGCAGGACCCAGAGUUUAGACAUUUGGUGUGUCGCAUCGUCUAGUGGUCCUCUACCAAGUCCAUUCAGAUGUUGCUCCUCGGGUCAGUAUUUGCCCUGUCCAUGGGGUCGCUUGUUUAACAUAGGCUUUUAUAGGAAAAAAAUCUAAAAAAAAUCUUCCUGUCUAGAAAGCUUAGAUAUUUGUUAUAUAGCGAUGUGUAGAGGUCCUCCGCUAAGAAAUCAUGUCCCAAUUUACUCGAGUGGGCGAUAUAGGGCUAUCAAGGCCCUCUUGUUUCCUUUUAUAAGUGAUAAUUUUUAUCCAUAAUACCUGAACAUAAAAUUUAAAGAAAAUAA